Molecule: messenger RNA, 1595 nt
Organism: Stegastes partitus (bicolor damselfish)
Lineage: Eukaryota; Metazoa; Chordata; Actinopteri; Pomacentridae
Gene: cabp1a
Product: calcium binding protein 1a
Exons: 7
Coding region: 1-1206 (401 amino acids)
Cellular component (GO): cytoplasm
Molecular function (GO): calcium channel regulator activity; calcium ion binding
Source: RefSeq, a predicted model, not a curated record
AUGAGCGCCUCCUUUCCAAAAUCUGAUUCCACAACCUCCUUACUGAAAUCCUCCUCGGCGGCGGCGAAGAGACCGACACACCUCCCCGAACAUACAGCAGAGAGCCGGAGAAGUCAGCAUCACCAUCAGCAUCAGCACCAGCAUCACCACCGUCCCGCUGCACUCCACAGCAGCAGCAGCAAAGCCGAGGAGUCCUUCUGGUCGGCCGAGUGCGACAUUAGCGCCCGGAGACCCCUGUGCCAUCCGUCCCUCGUCGGCAGCCAGGACAGUAGUAAUAAUGCAGCCACUCGGGGCAAGUGCAAGUCACAUGCUCCUCACAGCCAAGUUCCCGUGCCGCCGCCGGAGCCAAACGGCGAGGCAGGCCGAGGUGUGAGGGAGCGCUGCAGGACGUCCAAGCCCACACAUCGACACCACCACCGCAGAAAGCACAACCGAGAGGACCGUCCGCCGGCAGCAGGACCGCCGGAGCCCGAGCAUCCCCGUCGCUGUCACACGCACUCCCGCCCGGUCCCCAGGGUGCCCUCUCUGUCGGACAGCAACGACGACAGGGCUCCUCUCUGUGAGCCGAGGGGCCAUAAGGGCGCAGGUUUGGCCAACAGCGGCGAACAGGUCAGCAGUCCAUCCCCGUCCUCCUGCUCCCUGGUCCCGCUGUCCAGCAGGUCCUCUCGUCGCUCUCGGAGGUCCAGCGCUGCUUCCUCUGCAUCCGAUAUCAAUUUACGCACCAUCCUCAAUUCUCUCUUCGGGCAGGACAGAGAGCUGAGGCCAGAAGAAAUGGAUGAGCUGCGAGAUGCUUUCAAAGAGUUUGACAAAGACAAGGACGGGUUCAUCAGCUGUAAAGAUCUGGGAAACUGUAUGAGGACCAUGGGGUACAUGCCUACUGAGAUGGAGCUGAUAGAACUGAGCCAGCAGAUAAACAUGAACUUGGGAGGUCAUGUGGAUUUUGAGGAUUUCGUAGAGCUGAUGGGCCCAAAACUUCUCGCUGAAACUGCAGACAUGAUCGGAAUAAAGGAGUUAAAAGACGCAUUCAGGGAGUUUGACACAAACGGAGAUGGUGCUAUAAGCACCUCUGAGCUGCGGGAUGCAAUGAGGAAGCUGUUGGGCCAACAAGUAGGUCUGAAGGAGGUAGAAGAUAUCCUAAGGGAUGUCGACUUGAAUGGUGACGGACUUGUUGACUUUGAAGAGUUUGUACGAAUGAUGUCUCGCUAAGAUCAUGGAGAUGAUCAGUCCUGAAUGUGAAGCUGUGUCCUUCUCUAAACUAGACCAAGUACAACACAGGACAAGCUAAGACCCUCUGAGCCAUCCAAAUCUGAAUGACACUGGAAUCGAAACUCCUUGAAUGUUUUGGAGCGAGGAGUCACCUCACACUUUCAAUCAAUAAGUGUUCUUCCUGAAAAGUCUCCGGUUCAACUGAGGCGGAAUUUGCUGUAGCCUAGCUGACGAUUGUCUAAUUUAUGUUUUUGCACUUUAAUUCUCACUAAAUAUCUUCCUGUGUGGAUAGGUUGCUGGUGUCCUGUCUCAUCCUCUCCAUGGUAUAGAUAAGUGUCUUGCAAACUGUCGCCUUCGAUGUACAACAACGUCAGAAUGGGAGAUUGAAU